CAAAACUUGACGUCACGGCUCCGUCGCCGCGGAAAAUUAAAAAAAAAAGUAGUAGAAAAAAUCCAGGUUUCAACUGCCAUUUCCCGCUGUUUAACGUUAUUUUCAAUUAGUCUUUCGACGGGAAAAAAGCCGAAUUGGCAGCACCUGGACCGCCGCGACGAUCGCACUUCCAAACGCGACGCGACGCCGGAUCGAUCGAUCGCAGCUAUAUUUUAAUACCCGAUUUCGAUACCCAAAAAAACCGACUCUGAUUUUUUUUCCUGUUGCCGAAGAUCAGUGUGAGAAGCAUAAAAAAGAAAAGUGAAUGAAAAACAGGUGCUAAAAGUGAGAUAGUGUCUCAGGAUCACUUGGAUCUUUUGGAGUAGCCGCAAAACAAAAAAAUAAAAAACCCACGAAAACAUGAAGCCUGCCGCGAUUUGAAAGGCAGACGGAGAGAGAGAGAGCAGAGAAGCAAACAAACAAGUGAAGAAGCGAAAAAAAUUAUGUUGCCGCCAAGACUCCCAGCGGAGUUGGUGCUGGACCAGGAUGAGGAGGAGAUGCACACAAUGUUUCACAAGCGAAGGCGACGAAGGAGCAGCUGGCUGGAGGGUAGACCUGCCUGCCUCACCCUGCUCCUAAUGCUACUCUUAUAUACAGCAGCCGCGUGUACAGCUGCCUCACCCGCCACCACAGAAGUGUCUGCCCCAGAUGAUCCUCCUCCUCCUUCGUCUGCCAUUAGCUCCUCCUCCAGCAGCAGCUCACCCUGUGCCCCCCAGCACUGGUGGGACUCGCAACGUGACCGUUGCACGGCCUGCACUAGAUGCCAGGGUGAGAUGAUACCGCUGCGUCCCUGUCAGCUGCACACGGACACCAUUUGUGGUUCCAUCUAUGACCUCAAGAUCGAUUGGGUGGUCCUGGCCAAGACAGAACCCAACUGGAAGGAGCGUCGAAAGUCCUCGGAGUACGAGCACUUUGAUCAAAACGCUGCUCCUUUGCAGCAUUUGAGCCACGAGCAACUGCAGCAGCUGCAUGAGGAGGCCACGGCGGCCGCCGCCUGGGCUUUGGACUGGCAGACCGGUGUCCUCUAUGUGGCAGUGCUUACCUGCCUGGUCUUUUUCUCUGUGGCCGCCUGCAUACUCAUCCAUCACAUGCGCCAGUGGCGCCGCAUGGAGCGACGCCUGGAUCAGGAUGUGGAGGAGCUGUCCACCAAGCUGAUGGCCAAACUGGCCGAGGUCCAGAGUCUGGAUGGCGGCACGUUCUUCAUUGGCAAUGCGGACGCCUUGCGGGGACUCCCCAGCUCGGCCAUGGUGACGGCCACCUCGGCGUCAGUUGCCGCCUCACAUGCAGCGGCGGCGGCAGCGGCAGCGGCGUCCCAGUCGGGAAUCUUUCAGCCGCAACACGUGCUGCUGCCGGAGAAGCGCAGUGGCAAGCACCAGGAGCGACGUGUCCUGAAGGCGCUUCAGCCGGGCAACGUGUACAUCGAGGAGAGCAAUGUGCCACCUGGUGGCUUUGGGCAUGGCCCGGGCAUGGGUCUACGCGGGCACAAGAACUAGGCUACGCGGAGAGAAACAGAGAGAGAGCAUACUUAAGGACUAAGGAUUAAGUGAAACGAUAUUUAAAGAAAUAUAUAUAUGAAAUAUGAAAAACUUUGUACAAACAGCCGCUUAAAAGGGGGAUCGAAACUAUUAUUAUUUUUACACAACUAAAUAUAUAUAUAUAUUAUAUAUAAAAUAUAUAUAUAUGAUAUACCUAUAUUAUAUUAUUAAUCUUAUUCUAAUUAUAACGACUUUUUUUUUUUUUUUUUUGAAUCGUUAUGUUGACUUGUUUGUAGCUUUGGGGCGGCAGGAGGUUUUGUACAUAGAAAGAGGAUUAAAUACGACUAUAAUUAUUAAUAUUAAUAUAUAUAAUUAAAAAAUUUUUCUACUUAAUGUAAAUACUAAGGCGAACCCACGAACGAUAAUGGAAUGAAGCCAAAGCCAGGCAAUAUCGGCAGCAUAUCAGCUACUAUAUACACGGGGACCUUAUACAGAGUCCCCAAUUCAAGUUAAAACCAUAUCCAAGAAAAUCGAUUUAACUGUAACUAGAAUGCUAGAGGAACCCUACUUAUAAUAACGAUUAAUUAAUUAUUAAUUAACUGUAAUGUUAGGGCAACAAAUGUUUAUGUUCUAAGUGCUACAACUAUCAUCAAUCACUGUGUGUGUGCAAAUGAGAAUAAAAAUGUUCUAUGACUACCAGAAAAA
Molecule: messenger RNA, 2219 nt
Organism: Drosophila kikkawai
Lineage: Eukaryota; Metazoa; Arthropoda; Insecta; Diptera; Drosophilidae
Gene: wgn
Product: Tumor necrosis factor receptor superfamily member wengen
Molecular function (GO): protein binding
Source: RefSeq, a predicted model, not a curated record